AUGAGGCUGUGGGGUCUUCUCCUCUGCCUGGUGACAGCUCCCCAAGGUGUGCUGUCUGACGUGACACUGCAGGAGUGGGGCCCAGGACUGGUGGAGCCCUCGCAGACCCUCUCCCUCACCUGUGCUGUCUCUGGAGUCUCCAUCACAACCACCUAUUAUGGUUUCAGCUGGAUCCUCCAGGCCCCGGGGAAGGGACUCGAGUGGAUGAGGGGCAUAGAUUAUGAUGGUGACAAGUACUACAGCCCAUCUCUCAAGAGCCGCACCUCCAUUUCCAGAGACACAUCCAAGAACCAGAUCUCCCUGCAGCUGAGCUCUGUGACCCCCGAGGACAUGGCCGUGUAUUACUGUGCAAGCUGCACAGUGAGGGGAAGUCCGUACAUCAUGGAGUGUGGGCUGAGCUGGGUUGUGCUUGCUGUUAUUUUACAAGAUGGGGACCAGUGUGAGGAGCAGCUGGUGGAGUGUGGGGGAGGCUUGGUGCCACCUGGGGAGACUCUGAGACCCCCAUGUGCAGCCUCUGGAUUCACCAUUAGUAGCUCCUGGAUGAACUGGGUCCACCAGGCUCCAGGGAAGGGGCUGCAGUGGGUCUCAUGCAUUAAUAGUGGUGGUAGCACACACUAUGCAGAUUCUGUGAAGGGCUGGUUCACCAUCUCCAGGGACAAUGCCAAGAACGUGGUGACUCCACAAAUGAACAGCCUGAGAGCCGAGGACACGGCCGUGUAUUCCCGUGUGAGAGACACACCCUGCGAGGACGAAGAUUCACUUUUCAUGAAGUGA
Messenger RNA from Hippopotamus amphibius kiboko, 774 nucleotides. RefSeq names its product immunoglobulin mu heavy chain-like. Gene Ontology annotation, biological process: innate immune response; positive regulation of B cell activation; phagocytosis, engulfment. Lineage: Eukaryota; Metazoa; Chordata; Mammalia; Artiodactyla; Hippopotamidae. Gene Ontology annotation, molecular function: antigen binding; immunoglobulin receptor binding. Gene Ontology annotation, cellular component: blood microparticle; external side of plasma membrane; immunoglobulin complex, circulating. The record is from RefSeq and is a predicted model, not a curated record. The transcript is spliced from 5 exons. Bases 1 to 774 code for a protein of 257 amino acids.